AUGUACAGCAGAGUAACAACAACAUUAUUGUUGACGGCAGUUCCAAGUCAUGUUGCUCGAGCGGUACGGCAACAAAUCACCAAAACUUUGCCGAGCAUAUAUACGGAACAUUACAGUCAAGUGACUGUAGUCUAUGGACGUUUAGUCGGACUGGAAGAUAUACUGUCACAGUGCAGUGUUCAAGAUGGUGCCAGGUUAAUUAAUGAAUUACAGGCAAGAAUCGAUCAAAUUGUAAAGAUAUGGAUAAAUUAA
This is a messenger RNA of Enterobius vermicularis (human pinworm), 252 nucleotides long. Lineage: Eukaryota; Metazoa; Nematoda; Chromadorea; Rhabditida; Oxyuridae. The record is from the annotation of a GenBank genome assembly.